Molecule: messenger RNA, 4285 nt
Organism: Schistosoma haematobium
Lineage: Eukaryota; Metazoa; Platyhelminthes; Trematoda; Strigeidida; Schistosomatidae
Exons: 2
Coding region: 406-1239 (277 amino acids)
Source: RefSeq, a predicted model, not a curated record
GAAGGCGCUCGGUCAAGCAUCCAUACCAGAUCACGAGUGGGAACGCCGUGCUCAACAACCCCUGCAAUCACUAGCCAGUGUAGAUCAGUUAAUUCUUGAUAUAUUGAUAACUUAUCAAAUAUAUCUUUUCAAACCUCCUCGCUUCUAUCUUUUGAUUUCAAUUGGUGGGUACGAUUCAUAUUAAGUGUUGCUGGUUAAGGCGUCAAACUCCGAAUACCUGUGGCAUCUUUGAUGAACCCGACGUGAUCUGGUACACCAAAUUAUAAACUGUGAGUCUGUUCCUUUUUGGAAUUCUGUAUAUUGUAGCUUUAUAUUAAUUUUUUAUAAGUUGUGAUAUUUUCCCCCGUGUUUUUGAUAUGUAUAUGUUUUUUCCCACUCGUUCAUUCUCGUACUUGAUAUUGCACCAUGACAGAACAGACACCCAAGUUACUUAAGCUAAAGACUACGUCCCUACCCUCGUUUCAACUAAUGCCAUUGUGGCCAGACAACAUCAAAGCCUGGUUCUGCUACGCAGAAGCAGACUUCUACGAGCACGGCGUGAACGACACACGUGCACAAUUCCUCGCAGUAAUCAAGGCACUACCGCGCGAAUUCAACAGGUACGUAACACCUAGCAUGUUUAGUAGUGAUGUUACGGAACCCUACGAAACACUGAAACGAUCUAUCCUUAAACACGGGGAAACAACCAAUCGACUAAGGUUAGACCAACUCCUUAAUAAUAUCGACCUUCAUGACGGCUCUGCGACAGACAUGUUGCUAAGAAUGAAAGAGGUUAUUGGCCAAAGAACUUACGACGAUGGCCGAUUCAGGCGACGGUUCUUAUCCAAACUUCCUCAACAGGUGCAAGCUGUGUUGAUCUUGUUUCAAAACAACACCGUAGAUGAGCUGGCUGCAUUUGCCGACCGCAUCUUAGAAAUCAGCAAAUCUUCUAACAUCGAGGAUUUUUCGGUCGAAGAAAAGCCUCAAGCGACCCAGAAUGACAUAAAAGAGUUAUGUCAUGCACUUACACGUUAUCUUAGAUUUCGUAACGACUGUAGACGGUCACACACUCCGCGAAGAAGCACUACACGUAGGCGAUCUGUCUCUAGAUCCCGAGAGACGAAUAACAUCGACUGGUGCUGGUAUCAUAACCAGUAUGGAAAGUCCUCCAGAAAUUGCAGGAAACCCUGCAAUUUUUUCAACUCAAAAUCGACUGGCACGAAAAACAAUUCGGGAAACUUCCAAGCCGGGACGCGUUAACGCCAACCGUAGACGGCGAUCAUAGCCGUCUGUUAUACGUCACAGACGUGAAAAUGAGAGUUCGCUAUCUCAUCGAUACUGGCACAGAAAACUGUUUUAGCAAGUUCUAACGGUUGGCUUCACGAAUCGGCGCAACCGAAACAGCCGUGUGUAACCAGCAAUGUUGCACAUCACGACUAUCGGGCCACAUAUAUUCUCGAAAGCGCACCGACUGGUUCCCGAAAGCUCAGGUUGGCUGAAAACGAACUCGAUCACAUGAUAGAGUUAGGAAUCGUUCAAAGUGCGUACAGAAUGCCAAAUCGAGGCCGAAUCUUUUACUGGGACACACCAUUGAUGCGCAAGGCAUCCUACCGCUUAAAAGCAAAGUGGCGGCCAUUCUGGAUUACCCAUAACCGACCACAGUCAAGCAACUACGCACGUUUAACGGCUUUGUAUGUUUUUAUAGAUGGUUCAUACCGAAAUGCGCAUCACUUAUAAAACCACUAACCGACCAACUUCGUGGAAAUGCAAAAUCCAUCUAUUUGGACGAUACCGCGCGAAAAGCAUUCUCCACAAUUAAGUAACUUAUCGCUAAAGCAACAAUGCUUGGACAUCGGGACACUCAAGCACCCAUUAAUAUCGCCGUAGACGCAUCUGACUCAGCAAUUGGAGGAGUCCUACAACAAUGGAAUAACCGCUCCUCACAACCUCUGACAUUUUUUCGAGACGGUUGCUAGACACUGAAUGGUGAUACAGCACAUCCUAUAGGGAACUCCUAGCUAUGUAUUGUGCUGUACGGCAUUUUCAACACUAUUGAAGGCUGAGAAUUCACCCUUCUUACUGAUUAAAAACCUCUUACCUUCUAUUUAAGCGCCUUUCCAGACAAGUACUCACCACGUGAGUCUCGACAACUGUACUACGUUUUGCAGUUUACUUCAGAUAUACGACACAGUUUUGGAGCAAACCCUACUAUGUGACACAUCUACAGGUAGGGAUCGUCCAAUCGUGCCGGAACAUUAUCGACGCAACGUCUUCAAUACGUUGCACAAACUUUCCCAUCCAGAUGUUCGUGCAACCAUUAAGCUUAUAGCAGAACGAUUUUGCUUGCGCUAUAUGAAUAAAGACGAAGGAGUGGGCAGGCUCCUGUGUAAGCUGCCAGAAAUCUAGAGUGGUUAGACACAACAAAUGUCCCUUAGGCUCUUUCGAAACUGCUGACGCUCGUCUCGACCAUGUUCAUCUGGAUUUGGUAGGACCCGCGCCUUCGUCGAACAUACACUUCUCAGUGGACUGAUGCUCUUCCACUCAUCUUACUAGGUAUUCGCAAUGCAGUGAAAGCUGACAUUGGAUUUACUGCAACUCAACUGGUUUAUCGAACGACACUUUGACUUCCAGGGGAAUUCGUGGAUCCUUCAUCUUCAAUGAACAUGGAUCUAACCUCCUUCACGAGCAGGCUUACAAACGCAAUGCAUUCAGUUAAACUUGUUUCCACUCGGCCGCAAUCAACUGAUGUUUUCGUUAGACCUGAGUUAUGAUAUAGUACACACGUCUUCGUACGUUGAAUCUCGCAUCGACGACCUUUCGAAUCAGCAUAGGAAGGACCUUUCAAAGUUCUUCAACGCGAACCUAAGUUCUAUAUAGUCGAUAAGAACGGAACCAACGAUACCAUCAGCAUCGAUCGUCUCAAAGCAGCGUAUUUAGAAGUAAAUCCUACGAAAUCGAUUUUCCUUCGGUACAAUCGAACAACACGAUUGCACGUAAGACACCAGUUAACAUUUUGCUUCAUCUCGAUUUUCCAUGGCAUUAUAUAUAAUAUUAAACAAAUCAAUUUAUAUAUGCUUAUAUUUAUAUAUAUUUAUUAUUUUGCUAAUAUAUUUAUUAAAAACCGAAAAUUUAUUUGUAAAAAUCCCGUUUUACGCUCUCACAUGUACAUGAGUUUAUUUUCCUUUUUUUCUCCCACUUUGUUUCUUAAAGCGCGUACGAGUUUAUUUUAGCAUGCACCUACAUUUUCUUUUUUCUUUUCCAGGACGGCUGGAAAGAACGAUGAGGUUUACGAGGAAUCGAAAAUGUUCAUUGUACAUUAUUUUUUUACUAUACUGUACUUCAUGGUCACUUAUAGUAAGGAAGGACGACCAGAUGCUGCCAAACCUAGCAAGCUAUCAGAAGAGUGUUUACCAACGACAAACUCGUUGGGUUUAAACUUCUGGCUGGCCACGUCCUAGGGUCAUCACUACCCCAGUAUGGGGGAGCGAUCUGUAGCGGUAAAUAAAUCCCCAAAAUAAAUAGCUCUGCGAGUCUUCGACAUUCGAUGCUGACUACAUUAGUUUUAAUGGACUCACCUAGCUGAAGGCGCUCGGUCAAGCAUCCAUACCAGAUCACGAGUGGGAACGCCGUGCUCAACAACCCCUGCAAUCACUAGCCAGUGUAGAUCAGUUAAUUCUUGAUAUAUUGAUAACUUAUCAAAUAUAUCUUUUCAAACCUCCUCGCUUCUAUCUUUUGAUUUCAAUUGGUGGGUACGAUUCAUAUUAAGUGUUGCUGGUUAAGGCGUCAAACUCCGAAUACCUGUGGCAUCUUUGAUGAACCCGACGUGAUCUGGUACACCAAAUUAUAAACUGACGGCUGGAAAGAACGAUGAGGUUUACGAGGAAUCGAAAAUGUUCAUUGUACAUUAUUUUUUUACUAUACUGUACUUCAUGGUCACUUAUAGUAAGGAAGGACGACCAGAUGCUGCCAAACCUAGCAAGCUAUCAGAAGAGUGUUUACCAACGACAAACUCGUUGGGUUUAAACUUCUGGCUGGCCACGUCCUAGGGUCAUCACUACCCCAGUAUGGGGGAGCGAUCUGUAGCGGUAAAUAAAUCCCCAAAAUAAAUAGCUCUGCGAGUCUUCGACAUUCGAUGCUGACUACAUUAGUUUUAAUGGACUCACCUAGCUGAAGGCGCUCGGUCAAGCAUCCAUACCAGAUCACGAGUGGGAACGCCGUGCUCAACAACCCCUGCAAUCACUAGCCAGUGUAGAUCAGUUAAUUCUUGAUAUAUUGAUAACUUAUCAAAUAUAUCUUUUCAAACCUC